AUGGAGGAACCGACUGAAAAUAAAAGACGUAAAGUCUGUUCAGGCUUUUUGCGUAUUAUUGACAUCGACAACGUACCGAAUCAAAAGCAUCAUCGUACUGUGUUCAUUGUUGCUAUAAGUAGUUUAAACAUCUUUAUCCACCUUCUAACAUAUAUCAACAUCAGCUGGCAAGGUCAACCGUUUCGGUACGCUUUAUCUUCUAUUUUCAUGUUUUUCAUUCCAUGUAUGCGGCCAACAUCUGACGCGAUUCGCUUGCUUAAUAUCCGCUGUAACUCACUAGAGUCGAACAAAACAUGCUAUUACAAUGAUAGGCUCCAAGGAAUCUGCUCUUCAUUCAUGUAUCCAUAUCAAUUAUGGCGAUUCUUCACUGCUUCUCUUUUUCAUAUGGUUUGGUAUCAUUUAGUCAUAAAUGUUUCUAAACAAGCUCUUUACGGAUUCCUCCUGGAACGUAAAUACGGUACAAUACGUGUUAGCAUCAUUUAUUGGCUUUCAGCGCUCAGCAGUUGUCUAACUUUUAUGUUGGAGCAUAGAGAAGCGCCCGGUUUUGGCGCAUCCGGUUCUAUCUAUGGAUUAAUAAUAUUUUUGAUUGUGGAUCGGCUUGUUGCAUUGCAGGAAAACACUGAGCACCGAACUUUUAUACUUUUGCAAAUUAUCGUACUAAUAGUACUUCCUAAUGCUCCUACAAUCAUUUCGAUAUAUAUUUUCAAACUAAAUGUAGCACACUCAGCUCAUGUCGGUGGUGGUUUAGUUGGUUUACUACUUGGGAUUGGUAUGAUAGGCUGCCCUUUGCCGUGGAAUUAUCGUCAAUGUCACUUUCGAACAAUGUGCCGGUGCAUAGCAUUUACUCUUCUUUUUAUUUAUUUUACGAUAACUGUAUCCACCUUUUUUUUAAUGGACGCUCCAGUUUGUCAUUGGCUUUUCGCAUUGUAG
Molecule: messenger RNA, 930 nt
Organism: Adineta ricciae
Lineage: Eukaryota; Metazoa; Rotifera; Eurotatoria; Adinetida; Adinetidae
Source: the annotation of a GenBank genome assembly